This is a messenger RNA of Crotalus tigris (Tiger rattlesnake), 1826 nucleotides long. It is a transcript of the gene NUP62CL, whose product is annotated as nucleoporin 62 C-terminal like. The transcript has 12 exons. Gene Ontology annotation, biological process: protein import into nucleus; RNA export from nucleus. The coding region runs from base 29 to 1801 and encodes 590 amino acids. The record is from RefSeq and is a predicted model, not a curated record. Gene Ontology annotation, molecular function: structural constituent of nuclear pore; phospholipid binding. NCBI's taxonomy places the organism in Eukaryota, Metazoa, Chordata, Lepidosauria, Squamata, Viperidae. Gene Ontology annotation, cellular component: nuclear pore; nuclear pore central transport channel.
GGCGAGGCUGCUAGGGCAGGGACGCGCCAUGAAUCAAUUCGGCCUCAGCGCGGGCGGCGGCUUCAACUUCGGAACGCCUAAGACGGGCGGAGGCAGCGGCACCAGCGCGGCCCCCGCGGGCUUCUCCUUCUCCUCGGCCAUCUCGGCGGGCUCAGGCUCAGGCGGGUCUUUCGGCUUCGGUUCCCCCGCCCCGAACGCCGGGAGCGCCCCGCCCGCCGCCGGGCUCUUCUCCUUCGCGACGCCGGCCGCCUCCACGCAGGCCUCCGCGUUCAGCUUCGGGAUGCCCCCGGCCUCGUCCGCGGCGGCGGCGGCGGCGGCGGCUUCUCCCGCGGCGGGCGUUUUCACGCUGGGAGGCAACGCGCCCAAGCUGAGCUUGGGGGGCUCGGGUGCCACGACGGCCCCCGCCGCGACCGGUGGUUUCGGGCUGGGCAGUAGCGGCGGACUGGCCGGCUCCGGCGCGAGCAGCAGCGUGCCGGGCAGCCAGGCGGCGGCAGCGGCGGCACCCGCGGGGUUCGUGUUUGGCUCAGCCACGACGACGCCACAACCAGCUCCAGCCGCUGCCGCCGCCGCCGCCGGAGGCUUCAGCUUUGGAGGGGCGGCCCAGACGGGGGCUCCGAAUUUCAGCCUCGGCUCGCUGGGGAGCGGCCCGGCGCAAACGGUGCCAACCGGCCCGACCUUUGGAGUUGCUCCGGCCUCCACCAACGCCGCUGUGAGCACAGCAGCUGCAUCGCAGGCAACCCCAGCCUUCAGCCUCGGGACAGCGUCUACCGGUUCUGGCUUUGGAGUGUUGGCUCCAGCUGCUGUCACUUCUACCACCACCACCACCACCACCACCACAGCUUUGUCCUUUGGGGCUAAACCUGGAGGUACCACUGCCACUUCCGGGGCACCUGCCACUAUAGGUUCUUCUCUCCUGGGCCUAUCAGGGCCCACACUGUUUGCAUCUGUAGCAGGCUCCUCAGCUCCAGCUGCCUGUAGUGCCAUUAGCCUUUCAGUGGGUACCUCCUCGACAGGAGCAGCUCCCAUUGGGACCUUGGGAUUUGGCUCAAAAAUGCCUGGAGUGACCACAACAGCAACCGCUGCCCUCCCCGCAGCUGGGGCUGUUUCUGUACCUGCUGCAGGAUUCCUUUUGAACAUGAAACCCCUUGCCACAACAAGCGUGGCUGCUUCCACCUCCACUGCAACCACCACAACUGGCAUGACACCCCCCGUGAUGACUUAUGCCCAGCUGGAGAGCCUGAUUAACAAAUGGAGCCUGGAACUGGAGGACCAGGAGAAGCACUUCCUUCAGCAGGCCACCCAGGUCAAUGCCUGGGACAGGACAUUGAUUGAAAAUGGAGAAAAGAUCACAACUUUACACAGAGAAGUAGAGAAAGUGAAGCUGGAUCAAAAGAGGUUGGAUCAAGAGCUGGACUUCAUUUUGUCUCAGCAAAAGGAGCUAGAAGACUUGCUGAUCCCAUUGGAGGAGUCUGUGAAGGAGCAGAGUGGAACAAUCUACUUGCAACAUGCAGAUGAGGAGCGGGAAAAGACAUACAAGCUGGCAGAGAACAUUGAUGCCCAGCUGAAGCGCAUGGCCCAAGACCUGAAAGAUAUCAUUGAGCACCUGAACACCUCCGGGGGCCCUGCUGACAAUAGUGACCCUCUUCAGCAAAUCUGCAAAAUUCUGAAUGCACACAUGGAUUCUUUGCAGUGGAUUGAUCAGAACUCAGCAUUGCUGCAGAGGAAAGUGGAGGAGAUGAGCAAGGUCUGCGAGAGUCGCCGUAAGGAGCAGGAGCGCAGCUUCCGCAUCACCUUCGACUAACGCGCUGCCUGGUGCGCCUCUGCGC